This is a messenger RNA of Pimephales promelas (fathead minnow), 1900 nucleotides long. RefSeq names its product myeloid-associated differentiation marker-like protein 2. Gene Ontology annotation, cellular component: membrane. The record is from RefSeq and is a predicted model, not a curated record. NCBI's taxonomy places the organism in Eukaryota, Metazoa, Chordata, Actinopteri, Cypriniformes, Leuciscidae.
UUAGAAACAUUACAUUUUUUAGAAUUAAAUACAUUUUUAGUAAGUUUGAUUUUUAUUAACAUAUGAAGCAGCACCACUGUUUUUAACAUUGAUAAUAAGAAAUUUAACGGAGCUGGAAUAAAUGACACUUUCAAAUAUAUCCCAAUAGAAAACAGUUUAAAUAGCAAUAUUAAUAUUUGUAUUUCUGAUUAAAUAGAGGCUGUCUUGGUGAGCCGAUUGACGUCUGAGCUCUUUGUAACCAAACGUCACGACAUGAGCGCCUCCGCUGGACAUUAUUUAAACGGUGCGGGCGUGUUUUCCCCGAUCGGUGCCGCGCGUGUGUGUCAGCUAACGUUGUGCUGCGCCGUCGUCUCUAUGGUGAUCCACGCCGCCGGUUAUAGCGCCACCUACGGGACGUUCUGUAUGGCGGUUUGGACGUCGUGCUUCUCCAUCACAGCGUGUGUGUUCGUGCUGGACGUGACCCGCCUUCACGCGUGUCUCCCUUUGUCGUGGGAGAAUCUGACCGUGACGUUCGCGUCUCUAGCCGUGUUGCUAACGCUAACUGCGUCUGUCAUGUAUCCCGUGUACUUCGUGCGUGCGAACGACUGUCCUUUCAACAACUGCGACGUACGAAACUACCGUAUCGCGGUGACCGUGUGCUCGUGGGCGGCGUGCGUCGCGUACGGGACUGAGGUUUUUCUGUCGCGUGCUAAACCGGGUCGUGCCGUCGGCUACAUGGCGACUCCAUCCGGCAUCCUGAAAGUGGUGCAAAUCUUCGUAGCAUGCGUGAUUUUUGUGAUGCUAGCUAAUGGGAGUGAUUUCUCACGCCACGUGGCGACGGUUUACUGUGUGUCGGUGUUCGGCGUGUGUUUCGCCGUGUCGGUGCUGCUGGUGGCGCUGACGGUCUCGGGUCGGACCGCGGCGGUCCGACUGCCGUUCGAGCGGGUUGUGGUCGUCUACACGUUCGUAGCGGUGCUGCUAUACUUUAGCGCUGCUGUGAUCUGGCCCGUGUUUAGCUUCGACCGGAAGUACGGCGCUCCGCUACGACCGCAGGGCUGCCCGAGCGGGAAAUGCUCGUGGGACGUGAAGCUCGCCGUCGCCGUGUUGUGCUUCAUCAACCUCUCGCUUUACAUCGCGGACCUCGUGUAUUCGCAGAGGAACCGGUCGGUGGCGCAGCGCUCUCGAGUCUAGCGAGAACAUGCGUUGAUGAAACCGGGAUACUGUCCCUUACAUUAUGUAAUAAGUUCAAUAUGGCGUCUAACCCAUAAACUGUAAAGAAAUAUGCAUGACGUCACCCGUAGUGUUUCUGAAAAACAUUUUUGAAGCCCAAAGUGGGCGGAGCCAGCCGUCACCCUCUUGGUCGCGCGUCACUUCCGGAUAAACGAAAAUGUGCAGCGAGGCGGAUUAGCUGAGGUGACGUGAUGCUAACACUAGCAGAUAAACGUUAGCAGUGACAUCAGCGGCAAUCCACCUGUCACUCCUUAAUUAUGCAGAACUUUAAGACUUAAUAUAAUUUAAAUGGAUGAGUUAUAAAAAUAUUCACCCCCCUCACAGUCGUCAUGAAGGACAAAAUUAGCGAUAUAGACCAAAACCAGUUUUUGCACCAGACUGUGAACAUGUUUAUUCUGCUGUAAAGUUGGGCAUUUUAACAUGCGGGUCUAUGGGAGUGAGUCUCUUCUGCAGCGCCUCUAGUGGCCAGUGGAGGAACUGCAGUGCCAUCAAGAUGUUUACGAAACAGAUGCAUUAUGUAAGCGUGGUCAAUAUUGAACUGAACUGAGUCACUUUUGUCUUCUGUAACUCGUUUCAUACUCUCGUAUUUGAAGUUUGUAUCAAUUCUGUUAUUUUCCUGUUAUUUACUGUGAAGCUGCUUUGAAACAGUCUGUGUUGUUUUAAGCGCUAUAGAAAUAAAUCUGACUUAAGU